This is a messenger RNA of Staurois parvus, 465 nucleotides long. Lineage: Eukaryota; Metazoa; Chordata; Amphibia; Anura; Ranidae. The record is from the annotation of a GenBank genome assembly.
AUGUCACAAAGCUUUUACAUAAGAAGUCGCAUCUUAUCACACACCAGAGGAUUCACAAUGGAAAGAAAGUCAUAUCAGUGUUCUGAAUGUGAUAAAGCUUAUUUCCACAGAAGUCAGAUCUUCUCAAACACCAGAGGGUUCACACUGGAGAGAAGCCAUAUCAGUGUUCUGAAUGUGAUAAAGCUUUUACUUGAAGUCACAUCUUAUAAUCACAGACAAAACCAGUGGAUUCACAUACGCGAGGAGAGAAGUCAGUUAAUCAGAUGUUCUGAAUGUGAUAAAGCUUUUACACAGAAGUAUCAAGUCUUAUCAGACACCAGAGGAUUCACAGUGGAGGGAAGUCAUAUCAGUGUCCUGAAAUGUAGGAUAAUGCUUUUACACAGAAGUCAAAUAUUAUCAGACACCAGAGGGUUCACACGGAGAGAAAUCCUUUUAAUGCUCUCAAUGUGGAUACAAAUACUUUAA